CGCAGGUACAGCCGCUACCUCUCCUUCCACUUCCCCUUCACCCACGAGCGCUCCCUGCUGGAGCACCUGCGCGCCGUGCCCUGGAGGUUUGACCAGCGCCUGUUCAAGGCGUGGCGCCAGGGGCGCACCGGCUACCCGCUGGUGGAUGCGGCGAUGCGGGAGGUGUGGGGCACGGGCUGGAUGCACAACCGCAUGCGCGUGGUGGCCGCCUCCUUCAUGGUCAAGAACCUGCUGCUGCCCUGGCAGGUGAGGCGGGGGGCGCAGGGGGCAGGGCUAUAG
Chlorella variabilis is the source of this 279-nucleotide messenger RNA. RefSeq lists its product as hypothetical. Gene Ontology annotation, molecular function: FAD binding; DNA binding. NCBI's taxonomy places the organism in Eukaryota, Viridiplantae, Chlorophyta, Trebouxiophyceae, Chlorellales, Chlorellaceae. The record is from RefSeq and is a predicted model, not a curated record. Gene Ontology annotation, cellular component: nucleus; cytoplasm. The annotation marks the transcript as partial. The transcript has 2 exons. Gene Ontology annotation, biological process: circadian regulation of gene expression; entrainment of circadian clock by photoperiod.